GUACACUAAUUCGCUUAAACCCACCAAACUGGCCCGACUUCCAGUUCCCUCUGGAUUUCCAGCAGAAACGCUAUGUGAGGAUAAAGUCACCAGCAGAUCCUUCAACAUGGAGCCACUCUGACCUUCCAGAUUUUCUGAGCCAGUGAAAAUAUGCACAGGCCUUUCUGAAGUCUCCCCUGCCACCAAAGGCAGGAUGAAUAAUCGUUUGAGUGCUCAUUCUGUGUGGAGUGCUGUAAGUCAUCUCACCUACUGCUCACCACCGCCUUAGGUAUGAUUACAUGAUUACAUUUUACAGAAAUGGAAUGGGCCUGGAGAUAUUCAACGACUUUUCAAAGAUACACAGACUGGAUUCCAAUCCAGGUUUGACUUUGAUGCCCACUCUUCCCACUAGGGACACUGCCUCUUUCAUUUUUUGUGGUACCCAUAUCCAUUUUAGAUGGGGUAGGACGGUACAAUUCUGUAGUACUUAAAGAAUUCCUAGCCUCACAGUUGGGGGUGAGGAGUGGGAGUGGGAGAGUCUGCCUCUUGGCUGGGUAGGGUCCUAGUUCUUUCUAACCACUUGAGUAAUUUAGCCAUAAAUAACUGGGCGCUGAGAAGGACACUAAUAAAAGCAUAGCCUGGAGUCAUGUUCGAAAAAACAAAAAUUCAAGUCACUCAGUGGGUGGAUAUAUCUACAAAACAAAAGAAAAGCCCCUUUCCCAGCCCAGGCAGAGAAGUCUCCUGUAAAGUUAGAGACAACAGGCUUCUGGGCACGUAGCCAAGGUUCUGGGGAUAUUUAUAACUUCAAGAGGGUGGGAGUCCCUAAUAAGCUGCUAUAUUCUUUUUCCAUCACUUCCCUCUCCAAGGCUACAGCGAGCUCAGAGCUCUUCCCCACGCAGAAUGCCUGCUUUCCCUAGUGCUCCCUUCCAUUGUCUAAUUUUCCCAUCCUGGCUGGGGAAAGGGAAGGCUGCAAGUCCUUCCGUUCGGAAGAACUCCAGUUGAAUGCAGUUUAGCUGCUGCUGGUGGUGUUUCUUGGCUAGCUGCUGUGGUCUCAGGGACCUGCCUAUGAGCCUGUGGUUUCUCUGAGCUGCCGGAGAGUCUCAGGAAUUUGUUAGUCUUUGGGAUCCGCCUACGAGCUCUGGGCUUUGCCUGCAAGUCUACGGAUUCUAGGUCUACCUGCGGGUCUCAGGUAUCCGGGAUCUGUCAGUGAUCUCUGGACUCUUUCUGAACGCCUUAAGUCCGAGAGAAUACUGCCUGAGGAUUUGGAAUCUGUUUCAGGCCUCUCGGAUCUUGGAGCCAGCGAUCUAGUGGAUCUUUUGCGGGCCCGGAGCGCUGUAUGCUAGCUGCUUUUCCUGCUCUCUCUCCUGGGAGGCGAAUCCCUGAGCCCGAGAUGGCAGCCACCCUGCUCAUGGCUGGGUCCCAGAUCGGACUUAAUACCCUUUGCCUCCUCAACAAUUCUAGCCAUAUGUCUAAUUUGAAGAAGAAAAACUGAUAGAUGCCAAGUAGAUGCCAAGUAAUGAGGAAGCAUUGUGUGAUUGCAGGCACCUGUGACAUUUGAAGAUAUGGCCGUGUACCUCACUCGUGAAGAAUGGAGACCCCUGGACCCUACACAAAGGGACCUUUACAGGGAUGUUAUGCAGGAGAAUUAUGGGAAUGUUGUCUCACUGGAUUUUGAGAUCAGGAAUGAGAACGAGGUGAAUCCAAAACAAGAGAUUAGGGAAGAUGUAGAAUUUGGGACCACAUCCGAAAGACCUGUUGUGAAUACUGAGGAAAAUCCUGAAACUGAAGAGGCCUUUGAAAGCAGGGAUAGAUCAGAAAGACAGUGGGGAGAUUUAACAGCAGAAGAGUGGGUAAGCUAUCCUCUCCAACAAGUCACCGAUCUGCUUGUCCACAAAGAAGUCCACACAGGUAUCCAAUAUCAUAUAUGUUCUCACUGCGGAAAAGCCUUCAGUCAGAUCUCAGAUCUUAAUCGACAUCAGAAAACCCAUACUGGAGAUAGACCCUAUAAAUGUUAUGAAUGUGGAAAGGGCUUCAGUCGGAGCUCACAUCUUAUUCAACAUCAAAGAACACACACUGGGGAGAGACCCUAUGACUGUAAUGAGUGUGGGAAAAGUUUUGGAAGAAGUUCCCACCUCAUUCAGCAUCAGACAAUCCACACUGGAGAAAAGCCCCACAAGUGUAAUGAGUGUGGGAAAAGUUUCUGCCGGCUUUCUCACCUAAUUCAGCACCAAAGGACCCAUAGUGGGGAGAAACCCUAUGAGUGUGAAGAAUGUGGGAAAAGCUUCAGCCGGAGCUCUCACCUAGCUCAGCACCAGAGGACCCACACGGGCGAGAAGCCUUAUGAGUGUAAUGAAUGUGGGCGAGGCUUCAGUGAGAGAUCUGAUCUCAUCAAACACUACAGAGUCCACACAGGGGAGAGGCCCUACAAGUGUGACGAGUGUGGGAAGAAUUUCAGUCAGAACUCUGACCUUGUGCGCCACCGCAGAGCCCACACGGGAGAAAAGCCUUAUCACUGUAAUGAAUGCGGGGAGAAUUUCAGCCGCAUCUCACACUUGGUUCAGCACCAGAGAACCCACACUGGGGAAAAGCCAUAUGAAUGUAAUGCUUGUGGGAAAAGCUUCAGCCGGAGCUCUCAUCUUAUCACACACCAGAAAAUUCACACUGGAGAGAAACCCUAUGAGUGCAACGAGUGUUGGCGAAGCUUUGGUGAACGGUCAGAUCUCAUUAAACACCAGAGAACCCACACAGGAGAAAAGCCCUAUGAGUGUGUGCAGUGUGGAAAAGGUUUCACCCAGAGCUCCAACCUCAUCACACAUCAAAGAGUUCAUACGGGAGAGAAGCCUUACGAAUGUACCGAAUGUGAGAAGAGUUUCAGCCGGAGCUCAGCCCUUAUUAAACACAAGAGGGUUCACACUGACUAAGUCCUGUAAGGAUGACUUAGAAAUGAUUUGUAUGAAGGUGCAUAUUCAUUUGCUAUCAAAGAACUCCCUCAAGACUGAACUGCUUUUAGCGUACUGAAUUUCCUUGUUGUGGGCCACAGUUUAAAACAUUAAAGAAGGCAAGUCAUUUGAAAAUGCGACCCAUGACUUUGGGAAUGUUGGCUGCUCCUCCGAAACAGUGACUUCUAUUCACUUAAUUAAGGAAUUAAUUCGUCAUAAUCAUCCCCACAAGGACAGUAAUUAGAAAUCUGAAGAUCAGGGGGAUAAAUGCUUAGGCCUGGAAAUGGAGUAAAUCUUUAAAAGCUAUUUCUCCCAUCCUUGUCCCAAAAAACUAUGCUAGGGGAAAUGUUGGACUGUAAUAGGAUGGUCACAUCUGCUUUGGAAACAGCCAGUCAGAGACUGCCUGAAUUGCCACACCUACUCACUCACCAUAGUAGUUGGGCACACACAACUUCCCCUUCAAAGGGCUUUUUCCUUGAGUUGUUCAUGCGUUUGUAUCCGUCUUCCUGACAGCAGGUUUCUGCACCAUGAAGGCAAUGAUCAUAGCUUUUCUCAUUGUUUCUAAUUGACUUUUUUAAAGCUUGCACCUAUGUGAAAGCUAACUGAAGAAACCAAUCAAAAGGAAAAAUGAGACACAGUUUUGGGGACCAAGGAUCAUCAAUGGUGGUGACUUUAGCAAGAGAUGCCCACUGUUAUUGUUGACAUUAAUCAGAAUUUAUUACUUUUCUUUGGGGAUCAUUGUAGGGAAAAUACCUUCAAGGAAAUAGGACCAUAGGCGAUGGUGGAGUAUAAGGAGCAAGGGGAAUUGACCACUUGAGGGAAGGAAGCACAGAGUCCCUUCCCAAGGAACACAGGUCAUUUUUGUGUUCUUUCCCCUCUCCCCUUUAAGAUCAAUUCUCCCUAUACUACUAAUUCUAGGAUUUAAUAAGGGCCACAUCCCAGUGUUUAUCUUGGCUUGUAUACGGGCAUGUGUAUAUAUAGUAAAAUGUGUAUUCCUGUGGUUUUUCCAAUAGCAGAAACUGAAUUCACAAAUUAGCAUGUUCUUGGGUGAUACUGAUCAUGUGACAGAACUACAGACAUAACUCCAAUGCGAGAAAUGUCCUUUUGUCUUCAUUAUGAAAAAAAUAACCCAUAAAGUCCAGUGCUCUGGUGUGCACUCUCCUGUAAGAUCUGUCUUUGUACAGAACUAAGCACUUGUUUAUAUAUAUCAGCCAGUUGUGGGCGAUAAUGACUGAACAAAUUGGUUGAUCUGUUCUCAGACUGAACUGUCUUCUCUUUGGCCUAGUUACAAGGAAUUUAAUAAUCCUAGGUAGGAAUGUAUUCCCAUCUUUCCAGCCUACAGAUAUUAAGUGGUUAAAAUAAGAGUUGACCAAUUUAAGUCCAUUAGUUCUCCUUAUCUCAGCCCAAAUAGACAUUAAAUAUCCCAAAUGUUGAUGCUUAUUCAAGCAUUUGGGGAUGGAAGCGUGAGGGAAUUAACGCCCAGGAGAUGGGACUAGAAUAAGGACUGUACUUUUUUGAGAGUGUCCCAAGUUAUUUCUACUGUGCUUUAUUGUGAGUGUUGUAACAUUUGAAAAAUACUUUUGCCAUAGCUCUUUGGGAGUUGGUGUUAAAGGGGCCAGUGGUCUCUCUUGGGUAGUAUACUACAGUGGGUUAUUGUGACCCACAGCUGUGUGGGACUGCAUCCCUUGCAAUGACACAACCUUGAAAGUAACAAAAUGAAAAACCACUCCAUCAGGGAGGUUUCGCUAUGUUGCCACUCCUGUUUAAAAACAGACUUGGGCAGGAAGCAUGUUUUUUCAAUAUGAAAUCUAGCCAACUGUAGGUUUCCUAUUUCAUUGUUGAAUGACUUAAAUGUCUUGAUGACUAAACUCGAAUAUGUCUUUUCCUGUAUCAGUGCUGCUGAUGGUUUUAAUAUAUAUCAAAGUUCUGUUGUUUCUGUGAGCCACUCUAGGCAUCAGGUUUCGAGUGGCCACAGAAGACAGCAUUUCCAUGACUUAAGUGUAUUUCACCCUGCUCUGCUUCCCUGCUCUCCUGGCCCACCCCAGGCUCUCCCUGCUGCUGCUUUUGGCUUUUUAGAGUUGAGGGGCCCAAGAAAAGGCUUCUAAGUGCCCCAGCCAUUUCUCCAUACAUGUACACUCCACAUGGGAAGUUGACAGGGCAAGGGCCAGACAGCUCUGUCUCCUCUCUCUCUGCCAGUUGCUGCCCAUUUGCUGUGUUGAACUUUUGUGUAGAAGUUAAGCAUCUGACCCUCUUUGCUGAUGCUUUUUGCAUGGCUUCCGCUGCCAUCUCCAGCUGCUUCUGCGCACACCCUGAACACUUUGUGCCUGUUUUCUAUGGUUGUGGAGAGUGAGUGAACCAGUAAGUAUGUAGAGCAGUUAUUCUUAUGGUAUUGGUCACAGUUACCCUAGUGUCUGUCUACAUCUGUAUUCUAACAAUAUUCUAUAAUUAAAAGCAUAAUUUGUAAAAUCAAAAAA
Molecule: messenger RNA, 5392 nt
Organism: Manis pentadactyla (Chinese pangolin)
Lineage: Eukaryota; Metazoa; Chordata; Mammalia; Pholidota; Manidae
Gene: ZNF436
Product: zinc finger protein 436
Exons: 4
Coding region: 1542-2900 (452 amino acids)
Biological process (GO): central nervous system development; regulation of transcription by RNA polymerase II
Cellular component (GO): nucleus
Molecular function (GO): RNA polymerase II cis-regulatory region sequence-specific DNA binding; DNA-binding transcription factor activity, RNA polymerase II-specific
Source: RefSeq, a predicted model, not a curated record